Molecule: messenger RNA, 3762 nt
Organism: Phragmites australis (common reed)
Lineage: Eukaryota; Viridiplantae; Streptophyta; Magnoliopsida; Poales; Poaceae
Product: protein MEI2-like 4
Exons: 15
Coding region: 304-3351 (1015 amino acids)
Molecular function (GO): RNA binding
Source: RefSeq, a predicted model, not a curated record
UAAAUAAUAAUAGUAUAAUAUUCCGCCAUUUUAAAAUAGAAUCCCCGGGCUUCGUCUCGCCCACCAGCAGCUCGCCGGAGACGGAUUCCAGAGAACUGCGGCGAGCUCUCGCGGUCGUCGUGAUUCUACUGCCCCCUCUGGAUUCCGGGGAGGGUGCUGCUGUUUUGGUUUGCAAUAUGCGGCUGUCUCCCUCAAACGCGGCCGCCGAUUGCGUGCUCGCGUCGAGCUCCGGGCUGUGACGAGAGAGAGGGGAUCUCAGUCGCCGACCUGGUAAGGUCUGUGGUGCGGCGCGGCGCCCGCAGGAUGCCAACCGAACAGAGGCGCCACAUGCCCCCAUUCCACCUUCCUGCAGAGUCCGAAUCGUCUUUCUUCACCGAUGAGCUUCGCCUGAGGACUGAGAGAGAAGUUGGACUUUUGAAGCAGGGUUGCUUUCCUGAGCAUGUUGGCGGAUUUUCAUUAAUUUUGGGAAGCAAGUCUGUUGCAUCUUCUCCACUUCAAAAGGUCAAGCCUAUUGGCGCAACAGUAGUGGAUCUGUUAGAUAUUAUGCAGCCACACAAGCUAAUGGACCAGAAAACUCCAUUUGGCCUUGAGGACAAGCUGUUGGGCCAAAAAAAUGUUAACCUACCGCGAUCUUCCUGCAGAGCUGAUCAAGAUCAUGUACACAGACCUCAUUCAUUUUUUAAGCCAUUGGCUUCGCCUCUGGAAGGGAGAAGGGAAAAUUCAAACAUGUCCCAAUUUGAAAGUGGACUUUUUUCAAGCUCACUUCCAGACAUUUUUGACAAGAAAAUAAGAUUAACACCAAAGGACGGAAUUGUUGGCCAGCUUGUCGAAAAAGUUCAUUUCAAUAAUGUGGAUGAUGAGCCUUUUGAGUUAACCAAGGAAGUUGAGGCCCAAAUAAUUGGCAACCUGCUCCCUGAUGAUGAUGACUUACUGUCAGGUGUUCUUGAUGAUGUUGGGUAUACUGCCCGAGCUAAUAAUCAGGAUGACAUUGAUGAUGAUAUAUUCUAUACUGGAGGUGGAAUGGAAUUGGAAGCUGAUGAAAAUAGCAAAUCGUCAGAAGUUAAUGGUGGAGCCAAUAAUAGUCAGACUAGAUUAAAUGGCCAACUGAAUGAAGGCACAUAUGGGGAACUACCCUCGAGAAUCCUUUUUGUCAGAAACAUUGAUAGCGACGUUGAGGAUUCUGAAUUGAAAUUCUUAUUUGAGCAAUAUGGAGACAUCCAUACGUUUAACGCUUCAUGCAAACAUCACGGUUUUAUGAUGGUAUCUUACUACGAUGUAAGAUCGGCAGAAAAUGCUAUGAAGGCCCUUCAAAGCAAGCCACUCAGACGUAGGAAACUUGACAUACAUUACUCUACUCCAGAGGGCUAUCCUUCGGAGAAAGAUAUUAACCGGGGCACACUUGUAUUUAACCUUGACCCUUCUGUAACUAAUGAUGACCUUCACCGGAUAUUUGGUGUCUAUGGUGAAAUCAAGGAGAUUCACAAUACUUCAGACAAUGGUCAUCACAAAUUGAUGGAGUUUUAUGAUGUUAGAGCAGCUGAAGCUGCAAGAUAUGCCUUAAACAGGAGUAAUAUUGCAGGAAAGCAAAUCAAAUUGGAGCCCAGCUGUCAGGGUGGUACUAAACGUUUGAUGCAGCAGAUGUCUCGUGAGUUGGAGCAGGGGCGCUUUGGUGUAUGCAAACUGGGAAGUCCAUGUAGUCCUUCUUCAACAUGCUUUGGUUCCGUCAAUGUCACAACCAUCAGAUCCACUGGCCCAGAAAGUGGAACUGUUCAGGUUUUACGUUCUAGAGUUCAGACACCGACAAACCAAUUCAGAGAGGGAAAAAGUUUUCUGGAUCUUCCCUCAACUACCAUACCAAGUGUAUCCUCUCCUGUUGGAAUUGCAACUGCAGGAUCACAAAGCAACCACUACGCUCUUGAUGAGCACAGCCAUUCACUUGAAAAGAUGAAUGGACAGAAUAAUGGGCAAAUGGAUUAUGGCUUUCAAGAGAUCAGUGCUUUUCAUGCUCACUCUCUCCCUGAGUUUAACAACAGACAAAGUAAUGCUAUCCCUUAUAACUUAAGCACAAUACCACCCAUCGGUGUUAGGAGCAACAUUAGAACUGCUGAAGCAAUGGAUGACAGGCAUAUUUACAAAGGAGGUUCUGGGAAUCUCAGCCAUCAUUCUUCUGCACAAAGUGAAGCACUUGGGUUUUCAAGAACUGGCAGCUGGGGCCUCCAUGGUCACCAAUUAGUACAGAGUAAUUCAAAUAACUUACAUCAUCAGCCCUCUUCUCCCAUGCUAUGGCCUAGCACAGGCCCAUUUUUUAAUAAUAUACCAUCUCGUCCAUCGAUGCAAAUUCAUGGAAUUUCAAGAGCACCGUCUCACAUGCUUGAAAAUACCAUCCCUAUGAAUCAUCAACAUGUGGGAUCUGCACCUGCUGUCAAUCCAUCAAUUUGGGAUAGGCCACAUGGGCAUUCAGGGAAAAUGAUAGAAGCAUCAGGCUUCCACACUGGGAGUGCUGGAAGCAUGGGUUUCCCUGGCAGUCCGCAUCUGCAUCAGUUGGAGCCCAAUAGUAUGUUUCCUCACACUGGAGAAACUUUUACAGACUCAGCCAUGUCUCCUACACACAUGGGUGCUCCAUCUCCUCAGCAGAGAUGGCAUAUGUUCCAUCGAAGGAGUCAUAUGGCUCCGUUUCCAUCCUCAUUCGAUUCAUCUGGUGAACGCAUGCGGAGCCGAAGAAAUGAGUCAAGUGCUAAUCAAUCUGACAAUAAAAGGCUGUAUGAGCUUGAUAUUGAGCGUAUAGUCCGGGGCAAAGACUCCCGGACUACACUGAUGAUAAAGAAUAUCCCAAACAAGUACACAUCAAAGAUGCUUUUGGCUGUUAUUGAUGAAAAUCAUAGGGGAACUUAUGAUUUUAUCUACCUGCCAAUUGACUUCAAGAAUAAGUGCAAUGUUGGUUAUGCAUUCAUCAACAUGAUCAAUCCUGAGCAUAUUGUUCCAUUUUAUAAGUCAUUUAAUGGGAAAAGGUGGGAGAAAUUCAAUAGUGAGAAAGUGGCAUCACUGGCUUAUGCUAGAAUCCAAGGGAAAUCAGCUCUAAUUGCUCAUUUCCAGAACUCAAGUUUGAUGAAUGAGGAUAAACGCUGCCGCCCUAUACUCUUCCACUCAGAUGGUCCGAAUGCAGGAGAUCAAGAACCAUUCCCUGUGGGAAUGAACGUCCGUUCCAGGCCGGGGAGAUCCAGAAUUUUGAGCUACGAAGAAAACCAUCAGGAUGUCCUAUCUGCUCCUGCCAAAGGCGAGAGUCCUGUGAACAGAUGUGGUGACGCUCCAGGCUACAUCACCAGGGAGACCGAUCCGACCUCUGCCGCAUGAAGCACUAACCACAACACCCAACUUUUGACUGUUGCAAUCCGGGUUUCACAUCUCCAUCUCUUUCCCACCCUUUCUGCAUAUUGGUGUCUGUAAUUAUACUUAGUUCCAUGUACUGGUCAUCGGUUGCCCCUAGACAGCUGCAAAUUUUGUCGCUGACCGGGAAACUAGGAGACCAACCGGGGGGGGGGGGGUGCUCCUCGUCUCCCCUGAAGCUGUACUGUUAACCCAAGACCGUUGCAGAAGGCUAAGGCACAGGGAGCGCUUCGAGAUUUUGGGUAGUAACAUGUAACCCAGUGUUGUACAGGUGUUCCCGGUAAGAAGGCCGUGGUAGGAGAGGGAACGAGACAGAGAUGUUCACUCUGUUUGGGUGGUGUUGUAUGCAAGGCAGGCUGCUCCUGCAUCUUUUGUAGC